Molecule: messenger RNA, 928 nt
Organism: Diprion similis
Lineage: Eukaryota; Metazoa; Arthropoda; Insecta; Hymenoptera; Diprionidae
Product: mitochondrial inner membrane protease subunit 1
Exons: 3
Coding region: 326-763 (145 amino acids)
Cellular component (GO): mitochondrial inner membrane peptidase complex; membrane
Molecular function (GO): serine-type endopeptidase activity
Source: RefSeq, a predicted model, not a curated record
UAAAAAAGUUACGUCAUUUAUUUAUCGAAGAAAUAUAACUAAACGACUAUUGAUGCUUACUACUUUUGAGACUGAUCUCCUCUGUCAGAUGCGUAUGAUGCGAAUAGUAAUUUUUUCUUCUCGCUUUUAUCGAAUCCAAAAUUUGAUAUCCACGUGACUUACCGAUCUGUUGAGAUGUGUGCCUUGUCCACCGAUGUAGACGUUAAGUGUCGUGCUAAAGUCUUAUCUUUAAUUUUUUUUCUUUUAAACGUGUUAUAAACGUGCCAAGGGCGAUAUUAAACUUGUAAAAUAUUCAAGACGAUAAUAUUAAUCACAUCCACGAAUCAUGUUGAGAAAAUUUUCACUCAAGAUAUUGGACACGAUAGGUACUUUAUUAAAAUACGGGUGCGUAAGUUACUGUGUGUUAGAAUAUAUCGGUGAUUUUGUUGUGUGCACAGGGCCUUCCAUGGAGCCAACGAUUUACAGCAACGAUAUACUACUAACGGAGCAUGUAACUCCGCGACGACACCGUAUAGACAGAGGAGAUAUAGUUAUCUCAAAAUGCCCAUCAAACCCAUGUCAACACAUUUGCAAACGGGUAACUGGUAUCCCUGGAGACAAAAUCCGUGAUGGACUUUCAACUUACAUCGUACCUAAUGGUCAUGUUUGGCUCGAAGGUGAUAAUAGGGACAAUUCGACGGAUUCUCGUAUCUACGGCCCUGUUCCGCAGGCCCUUUUACGAGGUCGUGCAAUGUGCAAAGUCUGGCCGCCCGGCGGUAUCUAAUUACUAUAAGGAAAUAGUGCAGUAUACUCAUUACCUAAAUUACUUGUAUUCAUUUCAUACUUUUCCCAUGCCGAACAUUACUGGCCAUCAUAACGCAUAUAUUCUACAGUAGCAGUAAUUGUAAAUAAGAUAUAUGCAUGCAAUUUAGACGCAAAAAUAUGUUUC